AUGACUGUCAGCGCUCCCGAAGUGAUUGUGCCCAAGAAGGUCCUGUCGGCGUCUAAGGGCGCUGAUCGAGACGCUGACUCGGGCACAUUUACGCUGUCCAAUGGCAAGGUUUCAGAGCCCACCGCAAGAGCUAGCAUUGUGUUCGACUAUGAAAUAUGCAUAGGUGGAAUUCCAUUCAUCGUCAUAGAACGCGCACAUGGCAAUGGGCCGAUACAGCUUCAAGCUGUUUACAGCGAGACAAUCGGGGGAAUUGAUUGCGAGACUGGAGAUGGACCAUUCUUUUUCUUUUCUAAUGCAAUGGAUUGCUACCGCAAUGUUGCCAUCAAGAUUGAUCCAUCUGAAUCACAGCAAACAAUCAAGGCAAACCUUGCGCAAAGAUCGCAGAGAUACCUUAAGCUUGUGCUUAUCUCCGAAGAUGCGUCCGUUGUUAUUAGUCGAGUUGGGGUUGAGCUUGUCAGGCCAUUCAUUGAGCCAAAGGCUUCUUUUUACUGCUCCGACGAAACUCUCAACCGAAUCUGGAGGGACGGUGUACGCACUGUGGACAUGUGCACCGUCCUCAAGGGCGAGACUGCUCCAUCAUGGGAAGUCACGAAUGACGGCACUAUAGUUCUUGGUCAGCACUGGGCUCCCUGUCGACAGGGAACUCGGUGGGGAGACAAAGAAGUCACAUUUGAAGUCCGAAUUGAGCAUCUUGGUGCCAGCUGGGGCGUUCAUAUGGUAGCCAACGGAGUUAUCUUCUGCCUCGACAUCGACGCCGAGGAGCUCCGAGCGUACGAAGGCCUGGCUGACCAAUCUGCGGUGUUCCCCGUGAAGAGCUUUGGAAGUUGGUCGACUCACGGCAUUGCAAAGAAAGGAGACUGGAUCCGUAUUUCAACGAUUACCAAGGGGAAUGCCAUUGCAGUCACAAUCAAUGACCGGGAGGUUGCGACAAUCGCAGACGUUCAGCUUCGACCGAUCCUUGGAGGAUCAGGCAUCAACACCGGGUCUGUGGCGUUUGGAGGACCCAAUGGAUGGCUGGCAGUCUAUCAAAACCUUGCUGUGAAAGGUGCCGGUGAGGUCCUCUACGAGAACAGCUUGCGACUCGAGGACAAGGACAGGACACUGGCUGAUUUCCAAGUCGGGACAAAUGCCGUGGCUUGCAUGAUCGAUGGAGCAAAGAGAGACAGAGCCACGUUUGGUGGAGAUUUGUUUGUCUCUGGUCGUGGAGUCGCUUACGCUGGGCUGGACAUGGCCGCAGUUGCCGGCAGCAUUGAGCUUCUUUCCAGUCACCAGACUGAGGAUGGGUAUCUCGGUAACCUGUGUCCCAUCCAAGCACCCAUCCACACAGGCGAUGCGCCACCACCGACAUAUGCGUUCUACUCCAUGACAUACGCAUGCCUCCUGGUGGUUGCUGUGAAGGAUUACUGGUUGCAUUCCGGAGACGACGAGGUUGUUAAGCGGUUCCUCCCCGCUGCCGAAAAUCUCUUGAAGUUCGCAGAAUCACAUUUGAAGCCGUCGGGCCUCAUCGAGAAUGUUUGCUGA
This is a messenger RNA of Colletotrichum chrysophilum, 1521 nucleotides long. RefSeq lists its product as uncharacterized. Gene Ontology annotation, biological process: carbohydrate metabolic process. The coding region runs from base 1 to 1521 and encodes 506 amino acids. The record is from RefSeq and is a predicted model, not a curated record. The transcript has 3 exons. Lineage: Eukaryota; Fungi; Ascomycota; Sordariomycetes; Glomerellales; Glomerellaceae.